AACCAGAUUACCCAACCAUGACAAACUUCUACCGCGAAACCGACCUCCCCGCUUUCUGAGCGGUAAAACGCCGGAGCAUCAUCGUCGUGGCUACGCUCUCCACCGCGGGUGGCGUUCACGUUCUUCUCAUCUUGCUCUGCUUCUGAUGCUACCUCCUACGCAGCGCCUCUCUUCUCUUUAACAAGGACCUCAGUGACUUCUCUCCUUCACAUCCUCUUCUACCUCACCCGAAAAGAAGAAUCGUCAGUGACUCUAUCAUGUCAGAGACAUCCGAGAAAUCAGGUUCUAAUGAACCAGUUUCCCCUGACACUGCUGCUGAAUUAUCAUCAUCAACGAUUUGGGACCAUUUUACUGCAUUGCAAGGCACCGAGAAUAAGGCUAAAUGCGACUAUUGUGGUUGUGUGGUCAAAUAUGAAGAUGAAACAAGUGCUAUGCGUUCACAUUUGAAUAGAUGUGAUGCUAACACAAGCAUUGAUGGGAAUAAAAUACAAAAAACAAUUUCUUCCAUGUCAGAUAGUGAAGAGGAGGGGUAUGAAGAUGGUCUUGGAUCUUCCGAAGAUACCUUCAAAUUUGACCAAGAAGCAUCUCAAAGGGCACUUACGAAGAUGUUUGUAAUAGAUGAGCUACCAUUUUAUCUUGUGAAGUCUGAACGCUUUAAAAAUUUUCUACGUUCCAUACAACCCCUGUUUGAGAUCCCCUCACAUGUUGCAUUAAUACAAGAUGUUGUUACACUUUAUCGUGAAGAAAUAAUAAAAUUGAAAGAAUAUUUUUCUAUUCAUUCUCAAAGAGUUUGCCUUAUCACUGAACCUUGGACGUCAAGUCAUGGAUUAAAUUUUAUGAAAGUGACUGCACAAUUCAUUGAUAAUGACUGGAGGCUGCAAAAGAAAGUAUUGAAUUUUUGCCAAAUCACUGGCUAUUCAGAAGACGAAAUGAAUGAGUGCAUUGAAGUUUGCUUAGGUAAUUGGAAGUUGAAUGAGGUUUUUAGUUUAACAGGUGAUAUCGCAUCGUCGGAUGAUCCAAGUACUCAAGAUCUGGAAAAGAGAAUAAGCUCUUGGGAUAGCAUAUUCUUGAAGGGUGGGUAUAUUCAUGUGCAAUGUUGUGUGCAUAUUGUCAGCCUGAUUGUGAAGGAAGCAUUGAAAGAAAUUCAUGACUCUAUUGUAAGAAUUCGUGGUGCAGCCAUGUAUAUCAGAUCUAGUCCUUCAAGAACAGUAAAAUUUAGAAAGUGUGUUGAACAUGAGAAGAUUCAUUAUAAAGGUCUUAUUCAGCUAGAUGUUGAAACUGAGUGGAAUUCAACCUAUAUUAUGUUAGAGGGUGCUGUGAAUUAUCAAAAGGCAUUUGAAUUAUAUAAGCAGCGAGACCUUAACUAUGUUGAUGAGUUAAGUAGUGAAAGUGGGAAAGGCAUACCUUCAGAAGACGAUUGGAAAUCUGCUCAAUCAAUGCUACCAGUUCUAAAAUUCUUUUAUGAUUGUAUUUUGCGAAUUUUUGGUACCUCUUGCAUUACUAGUGAUAUAUACAUGAAGGAAGUAUUUGCUAUUGGAAGGAAGAUCCAUCAUUAUCAUGAACAUGAUGAUGCUAGUAUAAGUAGAAUGGCUAGUAGGAUGAAGAAUAUAUAUGACAAAUACUGGGGGAAUUCUAAUGCAAUUAACAUGUUAUUGAUUGCUGUCGUGCUAGAUCCCAGAUUGAAGUUGGGUUAUGUCAAUUGGAAUCUUGAUUACUUCUUUGGCUCUGAAAAAGGAAGUGAGUUGAAAACGAAGUUGCUUUCCUGUCUUGGUUCACUUUAUCGUUAUUAUCAAGUUACACACAAAGGGUCUCAAGAUGAUCAACAACAUGCACAAAUUGAUGAAGAUGAUGAUCUCUAUGGUAUGCGUUUAUAUCUGCAAUCAACUGGCAAUAAAUCACAUGUUAAAUCUGAGCUUGAUAGGUAUUUGGAAGAAGAAUGUGAGCCCUUGAAUAAACAAGCAGAGUUUGAUCUAUUGAAUUGGUGGAAGAGCAAGUCGAGCCGAUUUCCCAUCCUUGGAAGCAUGGCUCAAGAGGUGUUGGCCAUUCCUAUUUCUGCGAUAACCUCAGAGUUUGCAUUUAGUGCCAAAGGAAGGGUUAUAGAUCUCUAUAGAAGUUGCUUACCACCCAAAUUUCUGGAGAUGCUUGUUUGUACAAAGAGUUGGUUAGAAGGACCUAGCUCAUUAUCUGCAGAGAUUAUCUUUUUGGAGGAUGACAAUGAGGAUGAUGAGAUCUUUUCGGAAGAUGAUAAUGAGGAUUACAAUGAUGAUUCCUAGUUUGAGAUGAAUCGUCAAGAAGAUGUUUCAAUCAUUGCUUAGUCUUCACGGCCGAAGUUUAGUUUUAAGAUCCUUAUUUUAUAAUGAACCCUAUUUCUAGUCACUCACUCACUCUCCUGCUGGUUUUGGAUUAAAGUUGAAUGAUGUAG
This is a messenger RNA of Arachis duranensis, 2422 nucleotides long. RefSeq names its product zinc finger BED domain-containing protein RICESLEEPER 2-like. The transcript has 3 exons. NCBI's taxonomy places the organism in Eukaryota, Viridiplantae, Streptophyta, Magnoliopsida, Fabales, Fabaceae. The record is from RefSeq and is a predicted model, not a curated record. Gene Ontology annotation, molecular function: protein dimerization activity; DNA binding. Bases 258 to 2273 code for a protein of 671 amino acids.